Messenger RNA from Parastagonospora nodorum SN15, 1341 nucleotides. RefSeq lists its product as hypothetical. The record is from RefSeq and is a predicted model, not a curated record. Lineage: Eukaryota; Fungi; Ascomycota; Dothideomycetes; Pleosporales; Phaeosphaeriaceae. The transcript has 3 exons. Gene Ontology annotation, cellular component: histone acetyltransferase complex. The coding region runs from base 1 to 1341 and encodes 446 amino acids. Gene Ontology annotation, biological process: chromatin remodeling; positive regulation of transcription by RNA polymerase II. Gene Ontology annotation, molecular function: protein binding; histone H3 acetyltransferase activity.
AUGUUGUCGGGCAAAGACAUGCUGCGUCUGCGCCAGACGCUGGGCUACAAGACAUCUCCCCCAACUUCACCCAGCGGCCCACCCGCGCCACUCUGGCACAUAGAGGCUCCUUCACACUCACCUCCUUCGCCGACUCCUUCGUCCCCAGAAGUACCUCUCCAAGAGCUGCGAGCUAACCGCCAGGAUUCGCCAGUUAAGCGCAAAGCGAACGACCCUCUCCAGGUCGGCUCCCCCAAGCGCGCAAAGCAAGAGAGCCCCGACUCACCCUCUGGCGUUGAGGAUGCCCCGCCCGAACCGAAGAAGCGCGUAGUCCCCUUCCCCGAGAACCCGGCGGCAAUCGAGGAGCGGGAAGGACACAUCGAGUUCCGCGUCGUCAACAAUGACGGACGGAGAGAGAGCACAAUCAUUCUCACGGGCCUGAAAUGCAUUUUCCAAAAACAGCUGCCCAAGAUGCCCAAGGACUAUAUUGCGCGGCUUGUCUACGACCGGACGCAUUUGAGCAUAGCAAUCGUCAAGAAGCCGCUCGAGGUUGUGGGUGGCAUCACAUACCGCCCCUUCGACAAGGGCCAAUUCGCCGAAAUCGUCUUCUGCGCCGUCUCCUCAGACCAACAAGUCAAGGGCUACGGCGCGCAUCUCAUGUCCCAUCUCAAAGACUACGUCAAAGCCACCUCACAAGUCAUGCACUUCCUCACCUACGCCGACAACUACGCCAUCGGGUACUUUAAGAAACAAGGCUUCACCAAGGAAAUCACCCUCGAGAAGUCGCGCUGGAUGGGCUACAUCAAAGACUACGAGGGCGGCACAAUCAUGCAGUGCAGCAUGGUGCCCAAGAUCCGCUACCUCGAGUCCCGCCGCAUGCUCCUGAAACAAAAGGAGUCCAUGCCCCGCCCCGCCCAAUGGGCAAAGGGCGAAGUCAAAGCCAUCGACCCCCUCACCAUCACCGCCAUCAAGAACUCAGGCUGGUCCCCCGUCAUGGACGAACUCGCCCGCGCCCCGCGCCACGGACCAAACUACAACGCCCUGCUCCAUCUCCUCAACGACAUGCAAAACAACAGCAAUGCAUGGCCCUUCCAGCAACCCGUCAACAAAGACGAGGUCCUCGAUUACUACGAUGUGAUUAAAGAGCCUAUGGACCUUGCUACCAUGGAAGAAAAACACGAAAAGGAUUUAUACCCCACCCCCGAGGAGUUCAUACGCGAUGCGAAGCUCAUCUUUGAUAAUUGCCGCAAGUACAAUAAUGAGAGCACUCCGUAUGCCAAGGCGGCGAAUCGCCUCGAGAGGUAUAUGUGGCAGCGCAUUAGGGAGAUUCCCGAGUGGUCGGUGAGUUUUACAGAUGACUAA